This is a messenger RNA of Phyllotreta striolata, 5587 nucleotides long. NCBI's taxonomy places the organism in Eukaryota, Metazoa, Arthropoda, Insecta, Coleoptera, Chrysomelidae. The record is from the annotation of a GenBank genome assembly.
GUCAAAUACUUCAUACUGUUUACUAAUGUCGUUGUGGUUUGUAAUAAUUUAAUAUUUUCAUUCUAAAAAAGUUUAUUGAAGUAGUUUUAAUAAAAUUAGAAAUUUAGUAUAGUUUACACCAUGGCUAACGUGAUAGAGAUCCCUCUAAGGGAUACAGACGAGGUAAUCGAAUUAUAUUCAGAUCAAUUACCAGAAGGCGAUGAAGUUCUUGGUAUACUUCGUCAAGAAAAAACCCAACUUUCAGUAUGGGUUAACUUAGCUCUGGAAUACUAUAAACAAGGAAAAAUUGACGACUUCAUAAAAAUACUGGAAUCAUCUAGGACAGAUGCAAAUACAAAUUACCGAGAUUACGAGAAGGAUCAAAUGCGUGCUUUAGACAUGCUCGCUGCUUACUAUGUCCAAAAAGCCAAUAAAGAGAAAAACAAAGAUCGCAGGAGAGAGUUGUUUACCAAAGCCACCUUACUUUACACAACAGCAGAUAAAAUCAUCAUGUACGAUCAAAACCAUCUACUGGGUCGAGCUUAUUUCUGCUUGUUGGAAGGAGACAAAAUGGAACAGGCCGAUGCUCAGUUCAACUUUGUCUUGAACCAAUCGCAAAAUAACAUCCCUUCACUGCUGGGUAAAGCUUGCAUAGCAUAUAAUAGGAAAGACUACAGAGCCGCCUUGGCGUUUUAUAAGAAGGCUUUGAGGACGAAUCCCAAUUGUCCUGCAGCCGUGCGGUUAGGUAUGGGCCAUUGUUUCAUAAAACUUAAUAAUUUGGAAAAAGCUCGACUAGCGUUCGAGAGAGCUUUAGAGUUAGAUCCGAAAUGCGUGGGCGCUUUAGUAGGUUUAGCAAUACUGAAAUUAAAUUUGCAACAACCCGAGUCGAUCAAGGCCGGAGUGCAAAUGUUAUCCAAAGCCUACAACAUCGAAUCGUCAGAUCCGAUGGUGUUGAACCACUUAGCCAAUCAUUUUUUCUUCAAAAAAGAUUACAAUAAAGUGCAACAUUUGGCUUUGCACGCAUUUCACAACACAGAAAACGAAGCCAUGAGAGCUGAAAGUUGUUACCAAUUAGCCCGAUCGUUUCAAGUCCAAGGCGACUACGAUCAAGCCUUUCAAUAUUACUAUCAAGCCACCCAAUUUUCUCCAGCUUCGUUCGUGCUACCCCAUUUCGGCUUAGGGCAAAUGUACAUUUACAGAGGAGACACAGAAAACGCGGCACAAUGUUUCGAAAAAGUACUCAAAGCCCAACCGGGAAACUACGAGACGAUGAAAAUUUUGGGUUCGUUGUACGCCAACUCGACAUCGCAAUCGAAAAGGGACAUCGCCAAAGUCCAUUUAAAGAAGGUUACCGACCAAUUCCCCGAGGACAUCGAGGCGUGGAUCGAACUGGCCCAAAUACUCGAACAAAGCGACUUACAGGCCUCUCUCAACGCCUACGAAAUGGCGAUGCAGCUGCUGAAGAAGAACGUACAGUCCGAAAUACCGGUGGAGAUUUUGAACAACGUCGGCGCCUUGCAGUAUCGUUUGGGUAAUCUCGAAGAGGCGAAAAAGAACAUCGAAAAGGCUAUAAACAGGGCGAACAACGAAGCUACGCACGAUCCACAGUAUUACAACUCGGUAUCCGUAACGAUGACCUACAAUUUGGCGCGUCUGAACGAAGCCACUUGCCUAUUCGACAAAGCAGAAAAACUCUACAAGGACAUUUUGAAGGAGCACCCGAAUUACGUCGAUUGCUAUUUACGAUUGGGUUGCAUGGCGAGAGACAAAGGACAUUUCUACGACGCUUCGGACUGGUUCAAGGAAGCCCUGAGGAUCGAUACCGAACAUCCCGACGCCUGGUCCUUGCUGGGGAACCUCCAUUUGGCCAAGCAGGAGUGGGGACCCGGCCAGAAGAAAUACGAACGAAUUUUGAAAAACCCUUCGACGUCCCAAGACGCCUAUUCGCUCAUCGCCCUCGGCAACGUUUGGCUGCAGACCCUGCACCAGCCGACGAAGGACAAGGAGCGCAUGAAGAGGCACCAGGACCGCGCGUUGAACCUCUACAAGCAAGUGCUGAAAAUCGAUCCGAAGAACAUCUUCGCCGCGAACGGCGUCGGCGCCGUGUUGGCCCACAAGAACGCCGUCAACGAGGCCCGCGACAUAUUCGCCCAAGUCAGGGAAGCCACCGCGGACUUCUCCGACGUCUGGCUGAACAUCGCCCACGUCUACGUCGAACAGAAACAAUUCGUCAGCGCCAUUCAGAUGUACGAAAAUUGCCUGAGAAAAUUCUACAAAUUCAGCAACGUCGAAGUGCUGCAGUAUUUAGCGAGGGCCUAUUUCAAAGCCAACAAAUUCAAAGAUGCUAAAAUGGUGUUACUUAAAGCCAGAAGAGUCGCUCCACAGGACACUAUAUUACUCUACAACAUCGCUUUAGUUCUCCAAAGAUUAGCAACGGUUAUUCUCAAAGAUGAAAAAUCGACUUUAUCGACCGUAUUGCAAGCCGUGCACGAAUUGGGUUUAUCUCUAAAAUACUUCAAUUACUUGGUGAAAUUGGCCGACAAGCAACGCUACGACGUGGCGAUGGCGGAACUGGAGGCGAGACAGUGCAAAGAUCUCCUGUCGCAAGCGCAGUACCACGUGGCGCGAGCGCGCCGCGUCGACGAGGAGGAGCGCACGAUACGCAGGAAGCAAGAGGAGGAGCGCGCCGCCUUCAAGCAGCGCCAAAUCGAAGAGCAGAAGAAGCUCGAGGAGUUCCAGCGGCUCAACAAGGAGCAGCUGCUGCAGAAGCGGCAGGAGUACAAAGAGAAGACCAAAAACGCCAUCAUAUUCACGGAGAUGCCGUCGGAGAAGCGCGCCAAGACGAAGGGCCGCGGCCGCGGCGACGUCCUGUCCGAUUCGGGCAGCGAUCGCGAGAACGUCGAGGGCGCCGCGCCGAGCGAGAGGCGGGAGCGCGGCCGCGGCAAGAGGCGCUUCGAGGGCGAGCGCCGGAGGAAGGGCAAAGGUCGCAAGCCGAAGGACAAUCGCAGCGACGACGAUUCGGAGGAGCCCGGUCGCAAGCGGCACAGGAAGAAGAAGGACCCGAGAUCGAGGAAGGACGAAGGGCUCAGCGCCAAGCAGAAGAGCCGGAUCGUUUCUAAAGCGACUAUAUCGUCUAGCGACGAUGAUACCGAUAACGAGGAUCGCAAGUUGGUCGUGGCGAGCGGCGAGGAGAGCGACGCGGGCGGUAGCGGCAGGAGAAAGCGCAAGAUAUCGUCGUCGUCGGGAUCGGGCUCGGAUAGAUCGAGGUCGAAGAGCGGGUCGCGAUCCAGGUCCGGUUCGAAGAGCGAUUCGAGGUCUAGAUCGAGGUCUAAGAGCGGAUCGCGUUCGAGGUCUAGAUCGAAGAGCGGGUCCAGGUCGCGUUCGAGAUCGAAGAGCGGAUCGCGAUCGAGAUCCAGAUCGAAGAGCGGGUCGAGAUCGAGGUCGAGGUCUAGAUCGAAGAGCGGAUCUCGAUCGCGUUCGAGAUCGAAGAGCGGGUCCAGGUCGCGGUCGAGAUCUAAGAGCGGAUCGCGGUCGAGAUCGAAAAGUGGAUCGAGAUCUCGGUCCGGGAGCGGUUCUAGAUCGCAUUCGAGAUCGUCUAGGUCCCGCAGCGGAUCGAGAUCCAGGUCCGAGGGCGGUUCUAGGUCUCCUUCGAGGUCUAGGUCGAAGAGCAAGUGAAAUAAAUAAUUGUGUAAUAACAAAUAAAAACUUAUUAAUAUAAAAAUCAUUUAUAAAGGCGUUUUAAUCUAUUAGUUCGUCGACGUUUAACUUGUGAGCAUUUACAUACGAAAUUUUCAUUUUUAAACCUCUUUGCGAACUGACGGUAUUUCUUCAACCAGUCGCAAUACAUGAUUAUCACAUCCGAAAUCAAGGUAACUAUAUAGGCAAUUUUUAUAAAAACAAGCAUCUUUUUAUAUAACAAAUUGCCCAUAUAAAUCACUAUUACGUCUUUUAAUGUAAAGGCACUCAUUGUUGUUAGUUAAAAAAUUAAAAAAAUAUAAUAGUUCCACUUUAUGCAAUAUCGGCGAAAACAACUAUUUAAAAGUAAUAAAAGUUUACUUACUUGAACGCAAAUCACUUUUAAUUUUGCGAAAAGUUAUUUGAAAAGAAAAAUUACACAAUAUAAUUACACUUAUGUCAAAAUAAAUAAAAAUCGAGACAAACGCGCCGCCAACGUGAUAAUCGAAAGGGAACUAAUUAUGACACAUUCUCGUUUUAUCAAGUAGUCGACCAAAUUCGAUUCCUUCGCGCUGAUGCCGCCUUGAUUUUAAAAUACAAUAAGAAGAUUUGACAGGAACUUUUAUUUUCGCCGAUAUUAUGAAUUCAUAGAUCCAUCAAUAAAUAAAACUCAAAAAUAUUGCACUUUUGAUAAAAAGUCCUGCCUAAAGCUAGAUUCCAAAGAACUUGUAUUUAUUCAAAAGAUUUUUGAAAUUUAUAUGAAAUAUUCGUUGAAUAAUGUUGAGGUGAUGAUAUUGUGAGAACAAUGGAUAUUAGUGAAAAAAGUGAUAAUAUUAAAUAUAUUUAGCUAAACUAGGAUUUCUAGAUACAAGUAAUCUCUUAAGCAGGGCUUUUAUUAGACUUUUCUUAAAAAUAAAAAACAUUUUUGACAUCGAGUCACUCCUACAUAAAGCGGAACAGUACAACACUAAUAAUACAUGUAUAUUUUUCAUGUCGUUAAAAUUACAUUAAAAUUUAAAGAGCGAAAUCAAUACCAUUACCAAAUGUGGGUUAGUGAUGUGUAAUAAAUUGGAAGUUACAAUAAGGAAGUGAUGACUCUCGUCAAAUCUAAGAUUAAUCGAAUAAAUAAUUGAUGUAUAGGUACUGGCACAGUAAUUUUACUCGUGAUGAUCGAUCCUCAACUCCUACAAAAACAAGCAACAUUUAUGUCAACGUGCAUGAAAACCAUUAUCGAUGCUUACGUUAUUUUCUUGUGUGCUUCUAAUUUGCAAGUGACAUAAGGGUUUUGCAAUAUCCGGGGUGUGGUUUCCAUAACGCGCAACAGCAAAUCGUCCAAAUAGUCUUCCAGAUCUUUCAGCUUCUUCUUCUGCUUCUCCAAGUCGGUCUGGCUAUCGACCAAAGCCAAAAUCAAAUCCUGCAAACAAAGCUGUAACUCUCGACAAAUCUCGAUUAAUUUCGUGCGGUUACUUCUCUGGUUUUGCCCUCGAAUUUUUGUAGCAAUUCGUUUGAGACGCGACUGUUUUGGACAGGCGUUUUCGAUUCGUUCUCUCCUCCUAUAAUGAUUCGUUCACUUGCAUUACUACUAGGCUUACUCUGAUCGUGGUUAAAUUCAGAUUUAUCUAAAACACAUUCUACUUGCAACUACAAUAGGGAGACUCGUACAACAAGCAAUAGCACAUCCUAAUUAAAUCCAAUUAGAAAUAAUUUAAUACACUGCUUCUGGCUAAAAAUGGUAUAAACACAAACCUUUUCUGAAGUUCUUCAGCUUCGAAAACAUCCCCUCUUUUACUUCCUUUCGGGGAGUUUCCGGCGAUUUAUUGGAUUUCAAGCUGAUGGUAUCCAAUUUGCUCAACGGAACAUCCAGCAAUUCCGUCGGUUCUUCUUCUAUUUGUGAUGCUACUUUCGAAGAAUCCCACGACCUGCGGUUCAGGGA